Molecule: messenger RNA, 5134 nt
Organism: Pseudoliparis swirei
Lineage: Eukaryota; Metazoa; Chordata; Actinopteri; Perciformes; Liparidae
Gene: asap1b
Product: ArfGAP with SH3 domain, ankyrin repeat and PH domain 1b
Exons: 28
Coding region: 626-4069 (1147 amino acids)
Biological process (GO): positive regulation of GTPase activity
Cellular component (GO): cytoplasm
Molecular function (GO): protein binding; GTPase activator activity
Source: RefSeq, a predicted model, not a curated record
AGUGCCAGUGAACGUGUCUGCGGCAGCGUUUAGCUUUAAAAAACACAAACUACGGCGGAAGAAAGGAGGACCAAACCCCGCUGCAGCGAGAGACAACCUCGGCAGAGCAUGGACUAUGAUAAAUUCUAAACUGAGGCUGGUAUCGGUGGGCUGUUUUGACGACAAGCGGUUUAUUGAACAUCUGUAGAGCAUAAUGAGGGCAUCCGCUAUUCUUUACGGUGGUUUUUCCUCCGAGGUUUAGUUAGACGCAGAGUGACACUCUUUAUAAAUGCGUCGCUUUUAGACCUCCUCGCAAGGAAAAGACACCGAAGGAUCACAGCCCGCAGACAUUUUUUUAGUUAAUUCCCUCCUCCCAUGGCCCCCGGGGAACAGUGAAGUCAUUUGAGAAGUCACCGGAGAAGAAGACGCGUCUUAAUCAUCACGAUAGUUUCACGCAGUUUCGCGGGGAAAAAAAGAAGAAAUUCGGCAAACCCCCGUCCAUCGGCUCGCGGUCGACCCAGACUCCCUCUCCCCCCCACACACCCCGCUUUUUUUCCUUCCUCCUUUAUUUUGAAAUCGUGCAUGGUUUUGCCCUUCUGAGCAUUCAUCGCCGACCCUCCCGUGGGCAUUUCCCCCCGUUAGAAGGAUGCCGGAUCAAAUAUCGGUGUCCGAGUUUCUCUCGGAGACGACAGAGGAUUACAAUUCCCCGACAACAUCCAGCUUCACCACCCGACUGCAGAGCUGCAGGAACACAGUGAACGUGCUGGAGGAGGGGCUGGACCAGGACCGGACGUCCCUGCAGAAAGUGAAGAAGUCUGUGAAGGCCAUCUACAAUUCAGGACAAGACCACGUCCAGAAUGAAGAGAACUACACUCAGGCUCUGGACAAAUUUGGCAGCAACUUCAUCAGCCGUGACAACCCCGACCUGGGAACGGCUUUUGUCAAGUUCUCCUCCCUCACCAAGGAGCUGUCUGCGCUGCUGAAGAACCUGCUCCAGAGCCUCAGCCACAAUGUGAUCUUCACCCUGGACUCGCUACUGAAGGGCGAUUUGAAAGGCGUGAAAGGGGACAUCAAGAAGCCCUUCGACAAAGCAUGGAAGGACUACGAGGCCAAGUUUACAAAGAUCGAGAAGGAGAAGCGAGAGCACGCCAAGCAACACGGAAUGAUCCGCACCGAGAUCACCGGGGCGGAAAUCGCCGAGGAGAUGGAGAAGGAGAGGCGUCUCUUUCAGCUCCAGAUGUGCGAGUACCUGAUCAAAGUAAAUGAGAUCAAGACCAAGAAAGGAGUGGACCUCCUCCAGAACCUGAUUAAGUAUUACCACGCACAGUGCAAUUUCUUCCAAGAUGGCUUGAAGACAGCCGAUAAGCUGAAGCAGUACAUCGAGAAGCUCGCGGCGGAUCUCUACAACAUCAAGCAGACUCAGGAUGAGGAGAAGAAGCAGCUGACUGCCCUGCGGGAUCUGAUCAAGUCCUCCCUCCAGCUGGACCAGAAGGAGGACUCGCAGAGUAAGCAGGGGGGCUACAGCAUGCACCAGCUGCAGGGGAACAAGGAGUUUGGCUGUGAGAAGAAAGGCUACCUGCUGAAGAAGAGUGACGGGCUGAGGAAGGUGUGGCAGAGGAGGCAGUGCUCAGUGAAGGGGGGCAUGCUCACCAUCUCUCAUGCCACAUCCAACAGGCAGCCGGUCAAACUCAACCUGCUCACCUGCCAGGUGAAGCCCAGUUCUGAGGACAGGAAGUGCUUUGAUCUCAUUUCCCAUAACCGGACAUAUCAUUUCCAAGCUGAAGAUGAACAGGAGUUUGUCAUCUGGAUCUCGGUGCUGACCAACAGUAAGGAGGAGGCCCUGCACAUGGCGUUCCGCGGCGAGCAGAGCGGCGGCGGCGAGGACGGUUUAGACGAUCUGACUAAAGCCAUCAUAGAAGACGUGCUGCGCAUGCCGGGCAACGAAGUCUGCUGCGACUGCGGCGCCUCAGAUCCGAAGUGGCUGUCCACCAACCUGGGGAUCCUGACCUGCAUCGAGUGCUCCGGCAUCCACCGCGAGAUGGGAGUCCACAUCUCUCGCAUCCAGUCCAUGGAGCUCGACAAGCUGGGAACUUCAGAACUCUUGCUGGCCAAGAAUGUAGGCAACAGUAGUUUCAAUGAGAUCAUGGAGGGAAACCUCACCUCCCCUUCACCAAAGCCCACUCCAUCCAGUGACAUGACUGUGAGGAAGGAGUUCAUCAACGCUAAGUAUGUGGACCACAAGUAUGCUAGGAAGACGUGUACGUCCGCGUCGGCUAAAAUGAUCGACCUGUUUGAGGCGGUUCAGUCCAGGGAUCUGCUGUCCCUCAUCCAGGUCUACGCAGAGGGGGUUGAACUGAUGGAGCCGCUCCCAGAGGUUGGACCGGAAUCCGGGGAGACGGCACUGCACUACUCUGUACGGACUGCUGACCAGACCUCUCUGCACUUGGUGGACUUCCUCGUGCAGAACAGCGGUAACCUGGAUAAGCAGACGGAGUGGGGGAACACGGCCCUUCAUUACUGCAGCAUGUUCGAGAAGCCCGAGUGCCUCAAGUUGCUCCUGAGGGGCAAGCCGGCCACUGAUAUCACCAAUCAGAACGGAGAGACGGCGCUGGAUGUUGCCAGGCGACUGAGGAACCCUCAGUGUGAGGAGGCACUGGUGCAGGCUGCAGAGGGGAAGUUCAACCCCCACAUCCAUGUGGAGUACGAGUGGAGCCUCCGACUGGAGGAGAUGGACGAGAGCGACGACGACCUCGACGAUAAGCCCAGUCCCAUCAAGAAGGACCGCUCCCCGAGGCCUCAGAGCUUCUGCCACUCCUCCAGCCUCUCUCCCCAUGACAAGCUCUCCCUGCCGGGCUUCAUCAGCCAGAGGGACAAACAGCAGCGUCUGUCCUACAGCGCCUUCACCAACCAGAUGUACAGCGCCUCCACCGACCUCACCUCCUCCCCCGUGGCCGACGGGCCGCCGCUGCCACCCAGGAACCUGGGAAAAGCUCCUCCCCCACCUGGCCCUCCCGCUACACUCACACCGGGAGGCAGCUCCACCCUGUCCAAGAAGAGACCUCCGCCCCCACCUCCUGGACACAAACGCACCCUGUCUGACCCACCGAGCCCGCUCUCUCACAGUCCACACAGUAAAGGGGGCUUGACUGGGGGAAGCGACUCCACCCCUCCGCCUGUCAGCAAGAUGUCUCCUGUUUCUAACAAGUUUGAAGGAAUUCCUCAGCAGCAAAGCUCUACUUCAAGCAACACAAAGUCGACACUUGGUCCAAGGGUUCUUCCCAAACUACCUCAGAAAGUGGCAUUGCGGAAGAUUGACACCAUACACCACCCGUCUAUGGAUAAGCCCAGCCUCCCUCCAGAGGUCUUCCAGAAGUCCCCGUCAGCGGCUGAGCCCCCGCAGAAGGCUCCUCUGGCCGACAGGCCUCAGCCGGGAGACCUGCCCCCCAAGCCGCAGCCGUCUGAACUUCCUCCUAAACCCGGAGAACUUCCACCGAAGCCGCAGCUGUCAGACCUCCCUCCGAAGCCUCAGCUCGGCGACCUCCCGCCCAAACCCCAGCUCAAAGACCUGCCUCCCAAGCCUCAGCUCGCCGACAUCCCCCCCAAACCUGGACCAGCCGAGCCCUCUUCCAGGCCGCAUCCCAGUGAGGUGCAAAGGCCUCAAACGCAACCGCCGCCUCCACCUCAAACUCAUCCUCCAGCUCAAACUCAUCCUCAACCUCAAACUCAGCCUCAGCCUCCAGCUCAGCCUCCAGACUCACCGUCACCGAGUCAGCAAGCCAAUAUCGGGACCCCCACCCCACAAGCUGCUGAAGACACCAAUGGGACCCCAGCAGGGACUGCGGAGACACCAGUGCCCCUCCCGAGGAAGAUCAACACGAUUUUAAAUGUCCAGGGGAAGAGCAAAACCCGUCGCGUGAAGACGAUCUACGACUGCCAGGCUGACAAUGACGACGAACUGACUUUUAUUGAAGGAGAGGUGAUUAUAGUGACGGGAGAAGAGGACCAGGAGUGGUGGAUCGGGCACAUUGAAGGCGAGCCGGACCGAAAGGGGGUGUUCCCCAUGUCUUUUGUGCACAUCCUGAGUGACUGACAGUCAGAGAGACUUGCACUACUAGCCCCUCCCUAAAUUGGGAGGUCUUGUAAAUAGCUAGCAUAACACCUCUUGUCACACGACAAGUGUCCUAAAAGAAGAAGAGAAAAACAACGAAGAAGAAACCCGAGAAGGCUCAUCCAAGCUGUACAAAGAAUGUGUGUAUUCUUCCUUUACCAGUAUUAUCUUAACCCUAUAGCACGGCUGUGACGAAGCCACUCUCAAAACCCUAGCACUUACCUAAAGUCUAUGUUUAUGCUGUUACUGUGUAUAUAUGUAUGUAAAUAUAUAUAUUUGUGUGUGAGUGUACAUGUUUUAUUGUACAAAACAUGUACCAUUGCGCUCUCCGCCGGUCCGAUUAGGCGUCGGGGCGGUAGACUUUGAAUUUUAUCCGUAUUGAUUUUACUGGCCCUCAAGUAAUUAUCAGCUUAUAUUUCUGGGAGGACAAAUAAGAAUUGGAAUGUGAAAGGUCAUGUCACUAUUUGUCUCUUGCAUCCCUGUUUACCACCAUAGUCUCCCACUGAUCGCCCUGAGAUAAACAUGUACUCCUUGCUUGCUUUGUGUGUACACGUAUGGUUGUUUUACAGUAUAGAAACCUGCUGCUACUGCGUGGUGGAAUAUCAAAGCCUGUGGGUCACUAAUUUACGCAGCUCUGAACGCGACGCCAUCGCCACAGUCCUUCCACCUUUCUGUGCACGGUGUCACGACUGGAAUUGAGUGCUGCGGUCAAAGACGCUCACUUCAGGGGUUUGAAGAGCCACUACGAAGCGGGACUAGAUACAAUAUCCUGUUAAAGCCACUAUUGACACGUACAGGAAACCCAAGAGGACGUCUGAGCAAUAACAUCACGUUAACCUUUUUGUUCACAAUUCAGCAUCUUGUAAAAAACCUUAUGAGCUUGAAAUUUGUUAGUCAUGUAAUAUCAUUCCAUGUUUCUGGAUCCUGUACAUUUCCAGGUUUGCCCGUGAACCAGAGAUGUCUUUAAGGUCGGUGGACUUUGUGAGAGCCGAUGUAUUUUCACCCAUGUUACGGAACCCAUUGUAUCAUUAAAGUGCUGUAAACUGA